AUGUCUUCAACUACAAGUGUUAAUGAAGACAUCCUCACGAAAGUCCUUGGUCCUGAAAAAAAAUACAUACAUGAGAGCUUUCGGAAGAGGAGUUACUCGGUCAAAGUUGCAAAUUGUGUCAGAAAGAGAUGACCAUUUGAUGAAGAUAGAAGGUCAAUGCAAAGAUUUGAAAGACAAAAUGCAACACAUGGAGCAACUCAUUGUUUCUUUAAUGAAAAAUCAAAAUACAUCUACUCAGAGUGAGGAGCAAUCAAAUGUCAAUGUUCAAUCAAAUUCUCAUGUUCAUUCCACUCAGAGUGUCAAGAACCACACAUUUGGCUCAAAAUGCAAAAUAUUAGAUUGGAUUGGAUCUGGAGAAAUUAUUGCAGAAGGUUAUUUUAUCUCAAGUGACCCAAAGGAUGAGGUUCACCAUGUUCCUUUUGGCCCUAGUGAUAUGAAAGUGGGGAUAGAUUUUAUGACAGAUAAAGGAGAUGACAAUGAGCAACAACAGGGUCGUGGUAAAACAAGAAUAAGUUAA
Humulus lupulus (European hop) is the source of this 517-nucleotide messenger RNA. RefSeq lists its product as uncharacterized. The record is from RefSeq and is a predicted model, not a curated record. The transcript has 4 exons. The coding region runs from base 23 to 517 and encodes 164 amino acids. NCBI's taxonomy places the organism in Eukaryota, Viridiplantae, Streptophyta, Magnoliopsida, Rosales, Cannabaceae.